Molecule: messenger RNA, 1665 nt
Organism: Loxodonta africana (African savanna elephant)
Lineage: Eukaryota; Metazoa; Chordata; Mammalia; Proboscidea; Elephantidae
Gene: LYPLA2
Product: lysophospholipase 2
Exons: 10
Coding region: 7-855 (282 amino acids)
Biological process (GO): protein depalmitoylation
Cellular component (GO): cytoplasm
Molecular function (GO): carboxylic ester hydrolase activity; palmitoyl-(protein) hydrolase activity
Source: RefSeq, a predicted model, not a curated record
AGCACGAUGGCUGGGUUCCCCGGACACAAACGGAAGUUCCGGCGGGGGCGGCCGAGGGGAAAGAGUGUGUGUCUUGUGCGGGAGAAAGAGAAGAAUCGCCCGAGACGUCUGGCACCCCGCCUCGGGAGUGGAGGCCCCAGCCGUGGAGCCUUGAAGUGUAUGUGCGGUAACACCAUGUCUGUGCCCCUGCUCACCGAUGCUGCCACUGUGUCUGGAGCUGAGCGGGAAACGGCUGCGGUUAUUUUUUUACAUGGACUUGGAGACACAGGGCACAGCUGGGCUGACGCCCUCUCCACCAUCCGGCUCCCUCACGUCAAGUACAUCUGUCCCCAUGCGCCUCGGAUCCCCGUGACACUCAACAUGAAGAUGGUGAUGCCCUCCUGGUUUGACCUGAUGGGGCUGAGUCCAGAUGCCCCGGAGGAUGAAGCUGGCAUCAAGAAGGCAGCGGAGAACAUCAAGGCUUUGAUUGAGCAUGAGAUGAAGAAUGGGAUCCCUGCCAAUCGUAUCGUCCUGGGAGGAUUUUCACAGGGUGGGGCCCUGUCCCUCUACACUGCUCUCACCUGCCCCCACCCUCUGGCUGGCAUUGUGGCGUUGAGCUGUUGGCUGCCUCUGCACCGAGCCUUCCCCCAGGCAGCCAAUGGCAGUGCCAAGGACCUGGCUAUCCUUCAGUGCCAUGGGGAACUGGACCCCAUGGUGCCCGUACGGUUUGGGGCCCUGACGGCUGAAAAGUUGCGGUCUGUUGUCACGCCCGCCAGGGUCCAAUUCAAGACUUACCCAGGCGUCAUGCACAGUUCCUGCCCUCAGGAGAUGGCAGCCGUAAAGGAAUUUCUUGAGAAGCUGCUGCCUCCCGUCUAACCAGAGUCGGCCCCCAGCGCAGUCCCUCAGCUCUUGAGGGACCCAGCACGCGCGGCACCAUCUUGGAUCUGAGCCGGUCGAGCCCCUGUUCUCACCUUCCUCAACCUGUUCUCUCCCACAGGCCUUGAGGCAGACAGGCCAAGGCCUGGCCCAGCCUGCCCUCCUGGCCUCAGCCACCUGGCGCUGUCUGCAGCAGGGCUGGGCUGCUUCCUUAUCCCAUUUCCCUGGAGGCGGGGCCCCCCCCAAGCAGCAGUAUUGGAGGGGCUGUAGGCAGCGGGAGGAAGGGGCCCAGCCGCUGACCCACUCACUCAGGACCUCACUCACUAGCCCCGCCUUGGGCCCCCCUCCUGUGACCUCAGGGUUUGGCCCAUGGGGCCCUCCCAGGCCCCACCUACUGACCCCCACCAAUUUUGCCCAGAUAAUCUUGUUUCCUGCCUCCUCUCCAGCUGCUUUUCAAUCAUGAAUGUGUCCACGGCCCCACCCCCUUGCUGCUGUGGGCCACCUGUCCCUGGACAGGACUGUUGGUGAGGGGGGUGGAGUCCCCCCAGGGGCCUUCCCUCAGCUGUUCCCUAACCCUUGGGGGCUGGGCCCACCUCCCCUUUCCACUCCCUCCCGGCAGGCCUGGAGCCUGCAGGGCUGGACUGAGGCUCAAGGUCUCCACCAGCUGUCCCACCCACACUGUGUCCCCACUCUCGGGCCAGGGAGGUGGUGGGGGAGGAGUUGUGUCUUGUCUUCUGUCUCCAUGUGGUUUUUGGGUGUUUUUCUUGUUGUGUCCUGGAUUCCGAUAAAAUUAAAGAAAUCGCUUCCUCA